Sinocyclocheilus anshuiensis is the source of this 1817-nucleotide messenger RNA. RefSeq names its product protein Z, vitamin K-dependent plasma glycoprotein b (gene prozb). The transcript has 8 exons. Gene Ontology annotation, cellular component: extracellular region. Gene Ontology annotation, biological process: proteolysis; blood coagulation. NCBI's taxonomy places the organism in Eukaryota, Metazoa, Chordata, Actinopteri, Cypriniformes, Cyprinidae. Bases 337 to 1524 code for a protein of 395 amino acids. Gene Ontology annotation, molecular function: calcium ion binding; serine-type endopeptidase activity. The record is from RefSeq and is a predicted model, not a curated record.
AACAGAAACACUUUAAUGAAUGAAUAUGACUCGCUCUUUUAACAGUAUUUAAUCACAGCAUGUUAAUGGGCUGAAAGUGCUGACGUCAUAUUCUGAACAUCUUGCGUGUUAAAUGUAGGCUAGUAGUCAUGUACAGGACAGAGAGACACAUGUAUCCAGAGAAAGACGCUCUUUGGAGAUGAGCUUAUGUUAUUGACCGUAUUGACUGUGGGUGGGGCAACAGACAAGCGGCUGAUCGUUGUGAUCAGUGACUGACUGGCAUCGGGAUCUUCUUCUGAUUGAUCACGAUGGAAUCACUCAUUUGUCGGCUGCUGUUCUUCACGCUGAUCGCUCAUCAUGUAUCAUCCAGAGAUCAGCACACAGUGUUUCGGUCCCGGCAGCGUGCCAAUGUGCUACUGCUGCGCUCCAGAAGGGCCAAUGCAUUUCUGCUGGAGGAGAUCCUGCAGGGAAAUCUGGAGCGCGAGUGCUUUGAGGAGAGAUGCAAUAAAGAAGAGGCCAGAGAAUGCUUCGAGAACGACCAGAAGACAAAUGAGUUCUGGACCAAAUACUAUGAUGGAGAUCAGUGCCACUCCAACCCAUGUAAACACGGUGGCACAUGCAGGGAUGGGAUCGGUGGUUACACAUGCACAUGUGCGGAGAUGUACAGCGGCACCGACUGUCAAACUGGUGAAUGUGAUGAUUUAUACAAAUAAAUCCCAGUGUCCGUCAGCUGGGCCUUUAGCAUGUGAGCACUUCUGCAAACCGAUGACUGGUUCAUUCCGCUGCUUCUGUGCACGGGGAUAUACACUUAACAGUGACGGCAGGAGCUGCUCACCUCACGUUCAGAAUCCAUGUGGGACAACAGAGACGCCCAGCUUCUGUCCUGAUGGACACUGCUCAUGGGAGGUGAAGUUUGUGAACACCAGUGGUGAUGUCGUCUGUCACGGUGUGGUUCUAGGCCGUAAGUCUGUGCUGACGUCAGCCACGUGCAUGUCUGCACUGAAGGAUCCGCAUGUCACUCUCGUGGGACGUCACUCAACCGUGGCGCUGCGUGUCUCCAGCUGGACACCGCAUAAGCGGUACGUGUCCGGUGCGGAGGACGACCUGGCCUUCCUGGAGCUGAUGGAGCCCUUCCCACAGAACACGUCCGUCGUCCCACUCUGUCUGCCGGAGAGAGACUACAGCGAGAAUAUUCUGAUGAGGGCUGGACGAAAGGGUGUGGUCAUGGGCGGAGCCGGACACUCUUACCUCUCAUUGGAUGAUUGUCACGGCUCUCUCAACCUCACGUUCCUAAUGACCAAUAAGAUGUUCUGCAUGCAGAACUGGGAGUCUGACGUCUCCAUCAGGACCAAACUGAUGCCAUGUGACUUGAAGUCUGGGAGUCCCGUCGCAACGGUGGAGGGAAAGACGGCGUUCCUGACAGGCAUUUCUCUGUCCACUGGAGACUGUAAUCAUGGACUUGUGUUCACCAAACUGUCCCGAUACCUGCACUGGCUGCGACCGCUGCUGCAUGCAUCUGAGAAAGAACAACAACAACAACUAUGAUGAAACAACACCAGUAAACAAAAAACACGGGCUGUAUGAAGAAACAAAUGAGUGAAACUCUUGAACAUGCAUAAUAUUUCACCCAAAAAGUAUCGAAAUUAUAUUGAGCAAGAAACUCUUCCCCCUAACUUCUGAUUACCAUAAUGCAAAAUAAAAUAUAUGAAUAUACAUUUGAAAAUAUUUACAGCAGCUUCAUGUUCAGUGUCACUGUAAGUCAGUUUGAUUCCGGAAGAGUGAAACACUCAUGCUUUCACAACAUUGAUCUGUUUGAGUGACACGUCAUCUUCUGACUU